AUGCCCACAAUUCUACUUCCAGCGUCCGCUGCUGCCUUCGCGCCAAGGUCGUCUCCAAAUGUCGUGUUAAACUCCCGGGUAGAACCGUGGUUAACUGUUACAUUGAAAAGAGUCAACCGGGUCAAGCGUCCGCUUAAUAACGUCACGCAGCACACACGAUGUCUGACCGAAACCCUCUCAUCGCCGAAUGCCAUCUGGACUCUUUGUUCGAUUAUGCUUCCAAAGGCUCCUGAAUCGGAAUUGCGACAAGACGACAAUCCCUUAGUGGAAGCAUUGUAUAACUACCAACUUCUUCACGUAGAGGCGUACGUUGUUCACGUUGACAUGGUUUCCCAGAACGAAGUCGCCUUCAAACUCACUCCAGAGACUAUUGAAUCGCUAGUUGAGUAUCAUAAGGACAUCUACUCCGUGGACACUGCGGCCAACACCUGGAACUGGUCGGAGAAAGAGAUACAGCUUAAGAAAUUACAGGAGGAAUUCGUUCAGGCCGCCAACAGAUUCGUAUAUCGCACAUCUGCGACUGCGCUCGAGGGGAUGGAGGAGGAUGGUGCUGGUGAACUACUCUGUGGUCGAAGCGAUGAGGCCAAGGCUGCCAUUCUUGGAUUGUUUCUGCCACUGCUACCUCCUCCACCCCGCAUUGUUGAUGUGGUGAGGCCUACUCCACUCCUUCCCAGCUCGACCGGGCCUGAUAACUGGUGGCACAGUCCAAUCCAUCAACCUCACACCGAACAGGUUGAUUCAUGGAAAGUUGUCCCGUCCAGCCCCAGCACGACUUCCUCGAGCGAUUCACACCAGAGCCUUUGGGCUGCCAGCCUUGCGCUUAAUGAGAUUCAAGUUUUGUCGCCAGCUCCGUCGCACAGCCAACCGUACUCCACCGCGGCUUACAGUGAGCCUCAGUACUUCAGCGCUCCAGUGACCACAGCAUCAAUUCAGCAGUUCUUGCUACCCAGCAUGCUUGCGCAGCAACAAUGUAGCACUGCAGCGAGUAUUAGCGGUUUUGGUUGGGGUGAGCGCUACCAGGACUUUGCCCUUCCCUAUGGAACUACAAUGUAG
Molecule: messenger RNA, 1053 nt
Organism: Histoplasma capsulatum G186AR
Lineage: Eukaryota; Fungi; Ascomycota; Eurotiomycetes; Onygenales; Ajellomycetaceae
Exons: 1
Coding region: 1-1053 (350 amino acids)
Source: RefSeq, a predicted model, not a curated record